This is a messenger RNA of Rubroshorea leprosula, 1209 nucleotides long. NCBI's taxonomy places the organism in Eukaryota, Viridiplantae, Streptophyta, Magnoliopsida, Malvales, Dipterocarpaceae. The record is from the annotation of a GenBank genome assembly.
UUCUAUUUUUCUUCGUGUCUUGAAAGCCAUUGAAAACCUCUGAAAUGGCAGGAAGAACAAGGCCAAGAGCCCAUGGAGUUAUAUUUAGAGACGAAACAAGGACUAAGCACAAAGCAUAUAUUAAGAAUGGGGCCAAAAACGAGAUCAUCUUAUCAGCUGGUGCAUUGGGAAGCCCACAGCUCUUGAUGCUAAGUGGAGUAGGCCCGGUAGACCAACUCAGGGCCCAUAACAUUAAAGUAGUUCUGAACCAACCCUCGGUUGGGCAAGGCGUGUCCGACAAUUCCAUGAAUACAGUUUUCGUCCCCUCUCCCAUUCCUACGGAGGUUUCACUCAUCCAAGUCGUCGGCAUUACCCAUUUCGGAAGCUAUAUUGACGCCGCCAGUGGCGAAAACUUUGCCGGUGGAGCUGGCACAAAAGAUUAUGGAAUGUUUUCUCCAAAGAUUGAUCGGUUAUCUACAGUCCCACUACAAGAAAAGAGCCCAGAAGCAAUAGCCCAACCGGUUGAGUCCAGGAAGAAGAUGGGCCAGGCUGCGUUCAAUGGCGGAUUCAUCCUGGAAAAGAUAAUGGGCCCUCUUUCAAAAGGCCAUCUGGAGCUCCGAACCCGCAACCCAAAUGACAACCCGUCCGUUACUUUCAAUUACUUCAAGGAGCCCCAGGACUUAAAGAGAUGUGUCCAGGGCAUUCGAACCAUAGAGAAAAUAAUAGAAUCAAAAUCAUUCUCUAAAUUCAGAUAUGAUGCAAUGCCAUUCCCAGUGCUCCUCAAUCUGACUGCGAGUGCCCCUCUAAAUCUGUUGCCUAAACGUUACAACAUGUCCAUGCCAUUGGAGGAUUAUUGCAGGGACACUGUGAUGACUAUAUGGCAUUACCAUGGAGGUUGCCAAGUUGGGAAGGUGGUUGAUAGUGAUUAUAAGGUUCUUGGCAUUGAUGCUUUUAGGGUUAUCGAUGGAUCAACAUUUAAUUAUUCCCCGGGGACUAAUCCUCAAGCCACAGUCAUGAUGCUUGGAAGGUACAUGGGAGUCAAGAUAUUAAAUGAGAGACGUGGAGUUGAGGCAACUGAUAAGGAAUGAGUCAGAGUUUGAUUUUCUGUUCCUUUUUCUAUUUAAAGCAAUGAAUCAUGUGGAAAAACAAGUUGUCAAUGACUGCAAUUAUGAAAUAUCUUGAGGAAUUAAUUUGAUACAUAUUGCUGAUGUAUAAACAGUGAUUGUUUUG